This is a messenger RNA of Phycomyces blakesleeanus NRRL 1555(-), 2849 nucleotides long. RefSeq lists its product as hypothetical. Bases 1 to 2826 code for a protein of 941 amino acids. The record is from RefSeq and is a predicted model, not a curated record. The transcript has 8 exons. Gene Ontology annotation, cellular component: plasma membrane. Gene Ontology annotation, molecular function: calcium ion binding; mechanosensitive monoatomic ion channel activity. Gene Ontology annotation, biological process: transmembrane transport; monoatomic anion transport. NCBI's taxonomy places the organism in Eukaryota, Fungi, Mucoromycota, Mucoromycetes, Mucorales, Phycomycetaceae.
AUGUCUCGGGCGCAGGGAAGAGCAAACAGUGAACCAACAUUGGUUCAAGCGAAACAAGACACCGAUCUUAAUGGCCCUAACAACAACCCUAACAACCAUCACUCGGGUAUGUCUACAACCACAACCACAGACGACGAGGGCCAGGACAUGAUUGAGGAAGGUCUGCCGAUGAACCUGCCUUUAUCAUCCUUGGCUGGGCCUGCACUUGUGUCUGCACCUGAUCUAGACGGCCACACCCUGACAGAAGAAUUUGACUGGGGUGGCGGAGACGACGACGACGAUGAAGCCGAAAAAAAGAACCAAGAGGAAAAAAGGAACAAGCGAGCCCUGGCAACCCAAGGUGUGAUCAUCUGCCUGUCCAAAAAUGCAUCAUCAAUUGCCUGGUUCUGUAUCGUCUUGUUUGCUGCAAUUUUCAUUACAAUAGAUGUGUCGAUCUUUGUUGUCUAUCGCAACCAAAACAAGGAAUCCAUGGUGUCCUACAACCUCGAGAUCUGGUUUACAUGGAUCACUUUCAUGUGGUGCAUCGGGUUCUUGUCUCAGCUGGCCGUCGAGCUUCUUCCCUGGAUCAUCAAGAAGGGUGCGGCCUACAUACACCCCAACAAUAGCGAGGUUCUUCGCAUGCGAUUGUCGUAUUAUAUGGCUCUUCGUGGAUUCAUCAAGUUGUGGCUGAUCACCGCAUGGGGAUGGGGUUCCUGGGCAUUUAUUCAAGCACACAUACCUCUGCCAGGCACUAAUACGAUCCCGUCUUACCUUGGAAUUAUCUACAAUAUUCUAGAAUGCUGCUUCUUUGCUGCAUUUCUAUUAUUCAUCGAAAAGUUUAUUCUGCAACUCAUCGUUACCAGUUUCCACAAGAAAGCAUAUGGCGAUCGUAUCAAAACUAACGACAAAGCCCUCAAGAUUCUCGAUCGUCUCAAGAGAGUAAAACGAAAGACUCCCCAAGAAUUCCUGUUCAAACACAUCCGACGCAAACCAAAGACAGAUGGACAACAGAGUCGGGCAGCAUCACUUUAUGAUAUCCCAACCGAUCAUUCCCAACCACAACAACAACAGCAGCAGCAGCAGCAGAGGAUGGGGAAUGGUAGGUUUGACAAGGCAAAGAAAUCAAUCAUGACCACCGUGUCAUCCCGCGCAACAUCCAUGGACGAAAUCCCGAGGGGCAAUGUUCGGUUCCCUCCAGCUCAGAACAUGGAUACCCUUAUAGCCAUACCCCCAAUCGAAGAAAGAUUUCCAAACGAAGAUGUCAAGUCUGAUUUUUCAGAAAUUGAAAUGGAAAAAACCGAUAAUGUAGCACACAUAGAACAUCAACAGAAUCAACAACAAAGACCACCAUUAAGAACAUCAACCACAAUAGCAGAAAGUGGAAAUGAAAUAUACUCUGAUACCGAAAGACACCCAGAGAACGUAUUCACCAACCUGUCAAAGAAACUUCGGUUGAACAAACGGGACCAACACAACCAAAUGACCAUGUCUGAUGAAGACGGCAAUCCGAUCCGUCACCCCCGUCCACCUCCACUUACUCGUGAAUUCACCGGCUUCUCGAGAUUCAGCCACGACGACCGAUCUUUCUUUAACGGUGCCAAGGACUUUGGCUUGAGCACCGCAACUGCACCCGGACGACUGUUGAAGGGUGGCUACAAGAAGUUCCGGUCAACCCAGCCAUCCCAGACCCAGACAUCUUCUCAUCAGGCCAAGGCGCUCGCCAAACGGAUCUUCCAUAACCUGAUGGGCCCAGAUUCGGUGCGCCAGAGUGUAGUCGAGGCUGACAUGUAUCCGUUCUUCAGGACCCACGAAGAGGCCGCGGAUGCGUUUAGCUUGUUUGACACAGAUGGAAAUGGUGACAUCAGUAAACGGGAACUUCGGUCGGGUUGCAUCCGGAUCUACAAGGAGCGCAAGAAUCUUGCACGAUCAAUGCGAGAUUUGUCUCAGGCAACAGGAAAACUUGACCUGAUUCUUUUGGUUAUCUUUACAGCCAUCUGGGUUAUUAUUGUGUGUGCGUCAUUUGGUGUUAAUGUCGGUACAGAAUUAAUGCCACUCUGGACAGCAUUUAUUGCAUUCAGUUUUGUAUUUGGCAACAGUGCCAAAGAUGCAUUUGAAGCCAUCAUUUUUGUAUUUGUAACGCAUCCUUUUGAUGCUGGAGAUCGAGUCUUUAUUGGUUCAGAAAAUUGGGUGGUAAAUAACGUUGGUCUACUGGUGACAACGUUCAAUAAAUGGGAUGGUUCUAUUGUUUACGCCAAAAACUCUAUUCUGGCUACUCAAUACAUCAUCAAUUGUCGCCGUACAGGAAGAACCUGUGAAGGAAUCGAUAUUCACGUUCACUUUUCUACUCCGGGAUGGAAGAUCAAUCGUUUGAGAGACGAGAUGUUUGAGUGGAGUAACAAGUUUCCAAAGCUCUAUACUCCAGAUUCUACCUCUGCCAACAUCAUCUCAUUUGAGAACCUCAACCGAAUUACGAUAUCUUUUUACUUUGAACACACUCAGAACUGGCAAGAUGCCGGUGGUCGCUGGAUGAGACACAACAAUUACAUGAUGGAGCUCAAAGAAACCUGUGAACGACUCGGUAUUAGUUACACAAUGCCUAACCAGCCUGUCGAUCUCAAAAAGGAUGAGGUGCCACCAGAGUUGAACAACAUGGGUUCUAAGACAUCCUAUGGUCUGGAAGGUAUGCAGUUAAGGAGAGGAUACAAUUACAAAGAUGAUUGUGAAGAGUCAAGGUCUGGAGGAGGUGGCGGCGAAGGAACAGGUGUAUUUGCACCAAGUCACAGUGGCAAUGAUUCUGGUGCGGAUGCCGGUGCAGCUGGAGCUUUUAUGAUUGGAGCCUCUUUGUAAAAUAAUAAUAAAAAUAAUAACCU